GGCUUCAGUUCCUCCCAGCUGUUUAACCAGGGCGUUUGCUAUACAUAUGACGAUGUUAUCUUCCACCCGGGUCAUAUUUUCUUUGCCGCCCACGAGGUCGACCUUUCCAGCAACGUCACAAAAAACAUAUCCCUUCGCGUCCCAAUUGUCAGCUCGCCAAUGGACACUGUGACGGAGGCAGAAAUGGCAAUAACCAUGGCAUCGCUGGGUGGUAUGGGAUUUAUCCAUUACAACAACACCGCGGAGGAGCAGCUGGCGCAGGUCCUCAAGGCUAAGUCACACGUCCCCGGGUUCAUUGUCACCCCUGCGGUCGCUAGCCCAAGCGAUACGGUCAACAAGCUAUAUGAGCUAAAGAACACACGCGGCUUCUCCAGCGUCUGCGUGACAGAUACCGGCGCGCUGCACGGCAAGCUGCUUGGCGUGGUGACCACGCGCGAUAUUGACUUCAUCAACGACAGGUUGACACCCCUCAGCGAGAUCAUGACCACGGACCUCAUCACGGCGCCGGAGGGCAUCACCCCUGAGGACGCCGCAGCUGUCUUGAAGAAGCACAAAAAGAACAAGCUGCCGAUUGUGAACGCCGCCGGGGAGCUCGUCGCCCUCGCCACACGUGGCUACUUUAAAGACGCACGCAGCUUCCCGGCCCCAGGUGCGCCCUCUGUGGACGGCAACGGCAAGCUGCGCGUGGGUGCUGCUGUGGGUACGCGUGACAGCGAUAAGGAGCGUGUGAAGUUGUUGUGGGAGGCUGCCAAGGUGGAUGCCGUCAUUCUGGACUCUUCCCAGGGUGACUCGACUUACCAGGUGGCCAUGAUCAAGCACAUCAAGGCCGCCCAUCCUGGUCUGGACGUCGUCGCCGGCAACGUCGUCACGGGCGCCCAAGCGCGCCGCCUCAUUGAGGCCGGUGCAGACGGUCUCCGUGUUGGCAUGGGCUCUGGGUCCAUUUGCACUACCCAGGAGGUCUGCGCAGUGGGUCGCGGGCAGGCCACCGCCGUCUACCACGUCGCCCGCGUUGCCAACCAGCUCGGUGUGCCGAUCAUUGCCGAUGGCGGCAUCCAAAACUCGGGUCACAUCACCAAGGCACUUGCACUGGGAGCCAGUGCCGUCAUGUGCGGGUCGCUCUUUGCGGGUACGACGGAAGCGCCUGGGGAGUACUUUACAUUGAACGGGCAGCGCGUGAAGAAGUACCGUGGCAUGGGCUCGCUGGAGGCGAUGGCCAAAGGCAGCGAGACACGGUACCACAGCGACACGCAAAGCCUUAAGAUUGCCCAGGGCGUGUCUGGAGCGGUCAAGGAUAAGGGCAGCAUUCGGCGUACGGUGCCGUUCCUGGCGCAGGCGGUCAAGCAGGGCUUCCAGGAUCUCGGCGCCAAUUCGAUCUCCACGGCACGCGAGAUGUUGUACAACGGUUCCAUGCGAAUGGAGGCUCGUACGAACGCCGCACAAGCCGAAGGCAAUGUGCACGACAUGGUCGCCUACGAGAAGCGGCCCUGGUAA
Molecule: messenger RNA, 1491 nt
Organism: Volvox carteri f. nagariensis
Lineage: Eukaryota; Viridiplantae; Chlorophyta; Chlorophyceae; Chlamydomonadales; Volvocaceae
Exons: 7
Biological process (GO): GTP biosynthetic process
Cellular component (GO): cytoplasm
Molecular function (GO): IMP dehydrogenase activity
Source: RefSeq, a predicted model, not a curated record